AUGCAUGCUGUGGACCAGCCAGAAGUGAAUAACAACUGUGAAUAUCAAAAGAGAGAUGAUGUUUCUCAUUCUGUUGGUGCACACAAUAGCUUUAGUUCAAGUUUCAGCUUCAUACAGCUCUCCCUGGACUUGGCCUCUGGAGUAGGCAGUGCUGAAAGCAAGUCGGUUGUCAAGGAAGAUGAGUAUGUUCUGCAUCCCAGCACUGCAGUAAAUCUACAGAAGCCAGAAGAGAUGGUGCAAACUCAUGAGCACUUAGGAGCUUUGCAUUGCUUCUCCAGGCCCAGUGCAGAUUUGGAGUACAAAAAUGAGACUGCAGCAAAUUCUGAACUACGGGACUAUGAGACUGUCUCUUUCUCAGAUACAGAUGCAACGUUUUCAUGUUCUACAGAUUCAUCGGAUGCAGCAUCUGCUGGCUCUUCUGUCACCUCAGGCUAUGAAAGUAGCUUUACUGUUAGUGACCACAACUGGGAUACUUUGAUGAAAAAGUAUGAACCAGUGCUACAGGAUUGCCUGCUUGGCAACCGCAGCGUAUUAAAGGUAAAAUCCUUGAUCUUACAGCUUCAGAGGCUUCAGGAAAAAGCAAUAGAGGAAGAUGACUAUGAUAGAGCUGAUAAAUUUAGACGGAAACUGGAAGAAUUGGAGAAAGAGAAAGAUUCUUUAAAAUUUCAGCUUCCUUCAAGGCAUCCUUCAAUUAGCAGCUUUUUGGAUAGGUUUGUUGCCCAAGUUCAAGCAGCACUGCGUUGGACGGCUGAUAAUCGGAUUAGACAGGAAGAAGCCCAGCUUUGGCAUGGAAAUGAACAUAGACUUUUGAGAUCCACUUACCAGGAGAGGAUGCAGGUUUUGGCCACAAAACGAAAUCAACUUUUUCAAGAAAAGAAAUGUUUACAGAAAGAAAUUGAAGACCUUCGAGCAAGACUGGCUUUAUUAGAAGCAAAAGAUGAACAACUAAGAAAAGAAAUUGAAGAAGAAGAUAGGCUUAUUCACUCACAGGACUGUGAAUUGACUGCUUUACUUGGCUGCGUUUCUUUGAGAGAACUACAGGAAAUAAGCAAGGCUGUGGAUGACAUGUUAGCAUCCUCCUAUCAAAUUCAGUUCAGUCUGGAACUGCCAGGGACAAUAAAGAGCCUUCAAGAAAAAGAUCAGUCAUUCAACACAUCCAUUAAAGAAACUACUGUGAAGGUUUGUACGAGUCAGAAACUCUGCAGUACUUUGAGGAGGAAAGUGAGUGAUAUUGAGACUCAGCUGCCAGCUCUACUUGAAGCCAAAAUGCUGGCUGUUUCAGGUAAUAAUUUUGGUGCUGCGAAGGAUUUGACAGAAGAAAUAAGAUCAUUAACAUCUGAGAAGGUUGGACUGGAAGGGCUUCUCAGUGAACUGUUGGUUCUGAGUGCCAGAAAUGUCCGAAAAUUGGAAAGAAUAAAAGAUGAUUACACCAGACUGAAACAAGAACUUGAAGAAGGAGAGGCUGCUUUUGUGACCAGUGUAAAAGAAAAUGCUGAAAAGUACAUGGAGAUGCUGGAGGAUAAACUACAUAGCUGCAGGAGCCAGCUGCUCCAAAGAGUGUGGGAAGCUGACUUGGAGGCCUGUCAGCUGUUGAUCCGAGGGUUUCAACUGAAAGAAAGCAGUUGCUGUGUUUUUGAGGAAGAGGAGAACCAAAUGGAUGUGAUGGAGAUGACUGCUGAUGGCCCAUCUGAUUCUCAGAAAAGAAAAGAAGGUCGCUUUCCAAAGGGCACAGAGUGGGGCACUGCUUCCUGCCCCAAACACAGUGAACUGAAAGAGGAGUUCUUCAUAUUUUCUGCAAAGUUGGGAGAAAAAUGUGAAGCAAUAAGUGAGAAACUGGUGAAUCUGGAAGAUCAACUACAAACUUCCAUCUGCAGAGUUGAUGAAGGACUUGCACAGUCUCUGCAGAGGGAGAUCCAGGUGGUGAAGGAGACACUCCAGACCGUGCUGGUGCAACUUCAGCCAGCUAGGGAGACAGGAGAAGAAAAAGCUGGAACUUCCUCUGUGACAGCUGGUGUCCAGGAAAACAGGACUUGGACGAAUAAUGAGCAGGAAGAGCUGGUAGGAUGACAUUAAUUCACAAAGGGUUGCUUUUAGUAACUGAAUACUGUUUUACCAAGCCUCAGGGAUCUCUUCUCUCCCUGCAUAACUAAUAACUAAAUCAAUUAUGGAGAAACAGAGCCCGGAGGUCUAUAAUCAGAAGUAUUCUACACA
Messenger RNA from Chaetura pelagica (chimney swift), 2211 nucleotides. It is a transcript of the gene DISC1, whose product is annotated as disrupted in schizophrenia 1. Lineage: Eukaryota; Metazoa; Chordata; Aves; Apodiformes; Apodidae. The record is from RefSeq and is a predicted model, not a curated record. Gene Ontology annotation, biological process: cilium assembly; neuron migration. Gene Ontology annotation, cellular component: microtubule; mitochondrion; centrosome. Gene Ontology annotation, molecular function: protein binding.